UGACACUGACGCUUCAGAAGUGCCACUGACUAGGCCUACUCCACGCUUCUCAACCUCGACAACUAGAUCUAGAUCUAGAUCUAAUAACAUAAUUUUACUCCCGGCGGCUUCGUGCGAAGUGUAUUCUCUAGCCUACUCUAGGUUGCCCGUCUAUCUCUGGCACAAAGUGUUGCUGCGAAGAUGUCAAGUUACGAAUCGAUCAGGUUAAAGAACCUGGAAGACAACAAGCGAGUGCUGGCUUCCUUUGGGCUGCUGGACCCGUUCAAGUCCUUGCCCAGCAUUGUAAGGCAGAGGAAGAUACCAUCAGCAAAACCAGAAUCUGCCAAAAGGAAACGAAGCCGGCCCGUUGAUAAUACAGAUUUUGUUGGGGGAUCUAUCUAUGGAAGUAGGAGGAAGUCGGCUCGGAUUCAGGGAAAGGACGUAGCUGAGUAUGGACUUAACGAUUCUGCUUUAGAUGAACCCGAGGACGACAGAGAGAACUAUACCCCGAGAGUCCCAGCAAACCGACCAAACUUCUAUGGAGCUGUGCCAGAUGUGUCCGUGGGUACGGUGUGGUGGACCAGGAUUGAGUGUUGUCGAGACGGAGUGCAUAGACCCACAGUUGCUGGCAUUCACGGAGGGGAAGGGGGAGCUUACUCCAUCGCUCUGUCUGGAGGAUACGAAGACGAUGUGGACCUGGGAGAGUGUUUCACAUACACAGGAGAAGGUGGUCGAGACCUCAAAGGCACAAAGACAAAUCCCAAGAACCUGAGAACGGCCCCACAGUCCAAGGAUCAGACAUUGACGCGGGGAAACCUUGCACUCAGUCGGAACGUAGAGACCAAGAACCCUGUACGUGUGAUUCGUGGCUACAAGCUGGACAGUCCGUUCGCCCCAGAGGAGGGUUAUCGCUAUGAUGGCCUGUACUCGGUGGAGAAGUGCUGGUUCACCACCGGUCUCUCGGGCCACGGUGUCUGGAAGUUUGCUCUCAAGCGCUGUGAUGACCAGGCACCUCCCUCCUGGCAGUUUGUCUCGGAGCCAAAUUCUCCUGCCAAAGCUACAGAUGGAGGUCUGGCUGUUCAGGACAAAACAUCUACUACCUCACAUGGAAAAGAUUCCAUCAACGGUACCACAGAUGACAGGCUUGAGACGCCAGCGAAUAAAGACAAAGACGACACGACCACAGAGAAAAAUGUGGCUCCUGUUGAAGAUAAAGCUCCUCUUCGUGAUGAGGAGCCGGAGGAGGUCGAGGAAACUACUUUGUCGCAGCAGCCAGAUGUGUCAACGCUGAUGGAAGCGGGUUCGGACCUCGGCAGUUCACAAAGCUCAACAGUCAGUGAAGUGGCGAAAGGGAGGACAGAAGAUUAGUUGAGGCUUCUGUCUUAGGGCUUCCUUUAUAAUUUUUAGAGAAGUCAUUUAGGGACCGUUCGCAAAUGACGUCAGCUAAAAUUUUGCCAAAAAUGCCCCCCACAUCAUCUUCUGUUACCUUUCCCAGGACCCCCCCCCCCCCUCCGACCCCCCCGUUGACGUCAACAUUUAGAUAGAACUUGUACAGGAUGCAUUUUGUAUUUACACCUUUGAUCUUUAUUUUAAAUAAGAACGUAAAGCUAUUGUUGAUUAAAUAGUACAACAAAGAAAUACCUGGAGUGUCAAAUUAUUUAUUAACAACUUUAACCAAUUUCUUGAGCUGACGUCAUUUGUGAAUGGUCCCUUUAUAUACACAUAAUGUUGUUUUUUCUACGGCAGCAAUUUGUUCCUAAAGAAUGCCCUCAGUUACAGUGGACUUUGCUAAAAUGAUGUCCAAAGGCCAUAGAAAAAGCCCUAAUGGAAUGAUCGAUUUUGUCUUGUCAUUUUCCCACCACUUUCCACUUUGUCUAGAAAUAUAAAAAAAGGCUCUGUUUAGACUUCAUCUUUAACCAAGUCCACUGUAAAAUUUUUACUUCUUUGGCAGCAGUUUUCUAGAGGGCAAGUUCGCUUACUUUGAAAAAGUAUAAACUUCUACAUAUGUUUUAUGAUUUUAUAUGUCUUGCAGCAAAUAUCUCUCUUGUUAUUCCGUGUUUUAUGAAAUAGAGAAUGAUGCUAUGCAUAUUGUCCACAUGUCUCAAAUUUUGGGUCAAUUUUUUAAAAUUUCUUUACACUCCACCGUUUUAUGGCAUUUUUUUUUCUACAUCCCUCAGAAUAUAAGACCACAAGGGACCUACUUAACUUUUAAAUUCAGCAUUAUUUUUACAUGCUCAUGCACCUUUUUUUUACCUACUACUAUUGUGUGACUUACUGCCUUUUGAACAGUUUUCUUUUGAAUGCUAUUUGAGUAACAUUAUCUUGUAAGUUUAUUUGUGGAGUAUCUUUAAAUUUCAAUGUAAAAUCAAGUAACAUUUCCUGUGCCUUUUUGUACAGAAUAAUUCUUAUAGUGCGUUGUAUAUACCAACUUGUUGAAUUACUUUGUAUUUUUUGUUCAUUUUUCUUUAAUGUUUUGAUUUUAGAAUUGCCUUAAUGAGUUCAUCCAUUAUAGACAUUUUUCGAGUUUUGGUGUUAUAAAAAGUAUUUAGUACAGGGGUCUUAAAUUUUUUAUCAUUAUAAGAUGUCUCUUCUCCUCCUCUUCUGAGAGCGUAGCACAUUCAGGCACACAUGAUACCAAACAUGGAAACUUCGAAGUCAUGGACAGCUCGUACAAAUUGCCAUUCCCCCCCCGACUGACUGAUAUCUGUUUGAUUGUCAUUUAUCGGUUUACCCAAAUUAUGGAUGUGUUGAACAAAUUUGUCAAUCCCUGACGUGUUUUUGUCACGAUGUGGUGGAAUCAGGCGCUCGUCAAUUAUUGGGCACAUGGAGUUUUUGGUGUCAUUCUAAAGCCUGCUCAGUUAUCUUGCUAUCUGUGAAAAAAAUGUCCAUUUAUCUUGAAUAGAAGUAAAGAUAUUUGAGAUUGAAGAAGGUGGGGUCGUCUAGUUUCAAAUGUAGAAAUAGCGAGA
This is a messenger RNA of Aplysia californica (California sea hare), 2945 nucleotides long. RefSeq names its product E3 ubiquitin-protein ligase UHRF1. NCBI's taxonomy places the organism in Eukaryota, Metazoa, Mollusca, Gastropoda, Aplysiida, Aplysiidae. Gene Ontology annotation, biological process: protein ubiquitination; negative regulation of gene expression via chromosomal CpG island methylation. The coding region runs from base 181 to 1347 and encodes 388 amino acids. Gene Ontology annotation, molecular function: ubiquitin protein ligase activity. The transcript has 10 exons. The record is from RefSeq and is a predicted model, not a curated record.